AGGAGCAACGUCCGUGCGCAAUUCGGAGACCGCUAUUCCUCAGAUUUUUUUAUUAAUAUGACCUCAUACGUCCCUUAAACCCGAAGGAAGUAGGCGCUCAUUGGGCGCCUGAGAUGCAGCUAUGGAGCGAAUUAUUCGUAUUAUAAUAGCAGCAUUGAGACGUAUGUCCCGUCCAAGUGCUGCCGCGUCACUGGCCUAUUUUUGUUUAAAAAUCACUUCGCAAGACACAAUAAAACACCCAAAUGUCCGCGUUCCGCGUGCGUAAUGGCUCGCCACUCCAGUCCGGGUUUUCCGUGUGAGGCGCGCCGGAGCCCUGGAGGUGGAUAAGCUGGUGGAGCCCGCUCUCUCUCAUGCCAUGCUGGGCCACAAGGGCUCCGGGAGACGCUGCUACACAUUACCGAGAACCGGGAUGGAGGAGAGGCGGAGGGGGGACGAGAAAAGUUUCGCUUAAACCUGGCACAGAAACUUUCGACAUGAAGCCUCGCUGACGCGCCGUCUCGCCACCACUAGCGCUAGAGCAAAGCUUGCCUUUCCACUCAAUCCAUUUUUCGCCCGUGCAGUUUGUGUGUUUUCUUCCCGUCCGCGGGUUAUUUGCCGUGCGCACGGCUGGUCGGGGCUCGCUGUCAUCGUGCGCUGAGAUGUUGGAGUGACCAUGGCUGCGCAAGUGGCAUCGGCUCCGACCAGAACUAAUAACAAAAAUAAAAAAUUAGCCAGCGGUUUGGGUCCUGAGCUGAAUUCGGGGAAAUCCGGCGGAGGAGGAGGGACCGUACAGCGAACUGGACCGAUGCUUGGUGCCGGAGAUGGGACUCUGAAUAAUGUAGACCAUCACCGCAGGAGCGAGCUCAACAUGGUCCAUUCAACUUCCACGACUCACGGCGCUCCGGACGGCCACGAUAAAGAUGGGAAUAAUCUCGCGCCCGGCUCCGCGUCGACUAAUUCAACCACUUCCUCGAUGGAAACGGGUUUGAUCGCGAACCACAAGCUGAAAUGUGCGGGAAGCGGAGAUCCCCCCCAGCCGCAGCCGCUGCCGCAGCAGCAGCAGCAGCCGCCGCAGUUCGGCCAAUUUGCGCCACAUCAGCAGCGGCAGAUCCAAAGUAACAACAGCGCCAGCAACAACGGCCAGGGGCCCCGUGGGGACAGAGGUAUGGAUCACCCGCACCACGGUGGCAAAGAGAACCUUUUGGGGGGGCAGGAGGAGCCACAGCAGCUCAUGCCGGGGAAAGGUGAGGGAGACCUCACCUGUAAACCCGCGGAGAGGAUGAUGGGUACCAGGUAUGAACAUUCAAACUUGGGGCCGACUAACAACUCUGAGUUUAAUAACAACUAUUACACUCCUAGGCCCUGUUAUGAGCAACAUGGCGGACAGCAGCAACACAGCAGUGGGAUGGGAAUAACGCACUCCUCGGCACAUAACAGCAUGGAGAACUCUCACGAAGCAGGGUACCACAACAGCCAGUAUAACCAGUACCCGGCGUACCGGGCGGGCUACGGCGGCGGGGCCUACAGUAUGAUGGGCCCGUCUGGGUGCCGACAGCCCGGGAGCAUGAUGAUGGGCAGCAACUCGUCAGCAAGCCACGGGAAGUCCCCCCUGGGAGCGGGUUCGGGUGGCUUUCAGAGGUUCCCCGGACAAACCCCACAGCAGCAUCCGUCGGGGGCCACGCCGACCCUGAACCAGCUGCUCACGUCCCCCAGCCCCAUGAUGCGGGGUUACGGCGGCGCCUACCCAGAGUACAGCGGGCCGGCCGCGCAGCAGCAAGCCGCAAUGGGCCUGGGCAAAGACGCGGGGCCCCAGUACGGAGCCGCGUCGUCCCACGGCUGGGCUGGACAGCAGAGAAACCACCCGCACUCAAUGAGCCAAGGGAGCGGCGGCCAGGGCAGAACGCAGGUGUCCUCCAUGGACUUCAUGGCUAUGAAGCGCUCGCAGCUGUACGGCAUGGCCAACAACCCCUACUCGGCCCCACAGCAGCCAGGCGGUGGACCCUACCCCCCCACUCAGCCAUACACAUCGCCUCCUCCUCACCGGUAUCCAAUGAGCUUGCAGGGCAGGGGACAAAUGGGCAUGGGCGGGAUGCAGUACCCUCAACAGCAGCAGGUGGCGCCGUACGGCCAGCAGGGGAUAGCGGGUUACAGCCAGCAACAGGCGGGGCAGCAGGGCACCCCUCCGUACUUCAGCCCCCCCCAGCAAACCCCUCCAGGCUUGACUCAGAGUCCCUACCUGCAGCCGAGACCACCGCCUCAACAGGAGAGCCAGCAGGAGAGCUACAGCGCCAGGGGCCCGGCCCCAGGGAGUUCUGGAAAGGCCAACAACGAGGACGGCGUCAACCAGGAUCGCCCUUCCAGUCUGCCGGAUCUGUCCGGCUCCAUCGACGACCUCCCCACCGGCACAGAGGUGGGCCUGGGCUCAGCCGCCGGCGCCGCCGGCUCGUCCAGCAGCAGCAGCAGCAGCAGCCACGGGGAGCAGGGAGGGCCCGGCAACCAGGGCCAGUCGCCCUUCUCCCCCCACGCCUCCCCCCACCUCCCCAGCCAGAGGAGCGGGCCCUCCCCCUCCCCCGUGGGCUCGCCCGCGGGCUCCACGCAGUCCCAGCAGUCCCGCUCUGGCUCGGGGCCCAUCUCGCCCGCCGCCGGCCCCUCCGCCAGCGCCGCCGCGCCAGGUUCCACCGUUGGCCCACAGAGCUCUGGAAACGGACCAGACGGAGCCCACCCACCCAUACACUCACCCAUGGCUCAGGAGAGAGGGUUUAUGGCCAACGUGCAGAGGAACCAGGCUGGCUCCCAGUUUGCCUCUUCUCAAUCUGGGCCGUCCAUAUCCCCACACCCUUCUCCAGGGGGCCCAUUGUACCCGGGGAUGAGUUCCUACUCCCAGAGUGGCCCUACAGGCCCCUACGGAGGUCAAGGAUCACAAUACGGACACCAAGGUAACUACCCUCGGCCUCCCAGCUACGGUGGGAACGCCAGUACCAGCUACAGCGGCCCCAGCAUGACCAACAGUCUGGGCAUGAACGUGAGCAGCCCCGUGCACGGACAGGGCCCCGGCCAGCCUUUACCCGCGGGACGCGGCCAUGGCCCGGCCAACCACAACCGGGUGUACCCACCCAUGGCUCCCAGCUCCCCCAGCAUCCCCCACACGGCUGGGCCAGGGAUGGGUCCCCCUUCUCUGGGUAGAGAGAACCGCAAGGCCCACGAGGCAGCCAUGUCUGGAUCCUCCAACUCAACACACAGCAGGUGCCCAGCCCAGAUGCAGCCACCCCAAACCACCUGCACCCACUGGCCUGCAUCCACCUCUGCCUCCACCUGUCCGUCACGUUCAUCCCUUCACCCACCCAUCCUGUCACGCUCGCAUUUACCGCUUCAUAGGCAGGGCAGCUACCAAGGGCCCGGCAUCAGCCAGGCGAGCGCCAUCGUUUCCUACAACCAGACGGCGGGCAACAACAAUGUCCAAGGUCCGGUCUACAAUGUGCCGCCUUCAGGACCCAUGGGGGUGUCAGGAGAUGGCAUGAUGAGCCCGGAUGGGAAACCUAAACUGGACAUGAAGGACGACAGCGGCGCCACCAUUGAGCCCCUCAAACCAAAGCUACAGGACGGCUACAGCAACAGCAGCAGCUCCCAGCAGUGUGUGUCCCAGCCGGCUACGCCAGGCGGCGCACUGCCUGUGCCCUCCCCCCUGUCCCCCAGCCCGGCCAGCCUGUCCUCCUACCACGGUGACGACAGCGACAGCAUCAGCAGCCCCCCUUGGCCUCUGAAGACCCCCUCCAGCCCCAAAACCAACCCCAACCCUUCCGAGCGGAUCGCACGCCUUUACGAGCUGGGUGUGGAGCCCGAGCGGCGCGGCUGGGUGGAGCGGUAUCUGACCUUCAUGGACGAGAGGGGAACGCCUGUCGCACAGCUGCCCGCUGUGGGCAAGAAGCCGCUGGACCUGUGGAAGCUCUACGUGGCUGUGCGGGAGAUAGGAGGCCUGGCCAUGGUGAACAAGAACAAGAAGUGGCGCGAGCUAUCCACCGCCCUGAACGUCGGUACGUCCAGCAGCUCCGCCAGCUCGCUCAAGAAGCAGUACAUCCAGUACCUGUUCGCCUACGAGUGCAAGAUGGAGCGGGGCGAGGAGCCGCCGGCCGACAGCUGCAGCAGCAGCGGCGGCAGCGUGGCCGGAGGGGACAACAGGAAGCAGGUCAAGAUCCAGCCCCCCUCACCUGCAAACUCAGGGGGCUCCCUCCAAGGCCCGCAGACGCCCCAGUCCUCCAGUAGCAGCUCCACCGCAGAGGCACCAGGGGAGCUGAAACCCCCCACACCUGCCACCACCCCACUGGGACAGGUCACACCACUGCCCCCCAACAGGAGCAGUGUUAGCAUACAGGACCCCUUCUCGGAGGUAAAUGACCCCGCCUUCCAGAAGCGGGCUACCUCCCUGCCUCCCUCAGCGCCGUACCAGCAGGGCCUCGGCAUGCCUGACAUGAUGAUGAGGAUGCAGUACGACGCCAAGGACCCCUUCGCCGGGAUGAGAAAGAUGGCAGGAGCUGAUCCCUACAUGCCAGGCCAGAUGCCUGGUAUGCAGGACAUGUACGGUCGACCGCCUUCAGCCCUGAGCAUGAACCAAAGGUCACAGUACCCAUAUGGGCCAGGCUAUGACAGAAGACCGGAUCAUGUGAUGGGGAUGGAGGGGAACAUGGGUCCACCUGGGAGCCAGAACAACAUGGGGCCUUCAAAUAGUGAUGGGAGCUUGUAUUCGCCCAGCAGAUACCCUUCACAGCCAAGACACGAUGGCUAUGGUCAGCAGUAUCCUGGUAUGCCAUAUGGCAUGCAUCCUUCAGGGAUGUACCCACAGCAGCAGGGUUACAAGCGACCCAUGGAUGGUAUGUAUGGCCCCCCACCCAAGAGGCACGAGAGCGACAUGUAUGCUAUGCAGUACAGCCAACAGCCAGACAUGUACAACCACUAUGGCGGUGGGUACUCAGGUCCCGAACACAGACCCAUCCAGGGGCAGUUUCCCUACCCCUACCCCCGUGACAGGAUGGCUCCCUCGGGACAGAGCCAGCACAGUAUGAUGGGUGGGGGGCCCACUCCCAACCACGCUGCCGACGGCCCCAACAUGUGGCCUUCCAGGACGGACCUGGGCUACCCCUACCCCAACCGACAGGGGCCGCCAUCCCAAAUGCUUUACGACAUGGACUGUCGGCCCGGGCAGGAGCAGUGGCACCGUCAGUCUCCCUACAUGUCAUCGUCAGGGGGCAUGACACCCCUGUCGUCACGCCAGCCGUCGUCAUAUGCCAACUCCGCCUCUAUGGUGAACCACCUUCCCAGAGCCCCCAGCCCUGGGGCCUUCCAGCGCUCUAUGGACUCUCGGAUGUCGCCCAGCAAAGCACCGUUCAUGUCGCCCAUGAAGAUGCCUAAACCUGGGAUGGCCAUGAUGGGCUCACAGAGCAGCGUACCCCUUGGUCAGUUCCCCCCCAACCUGAGACAGCACCUCAACUACCCUCCAGGAUCAGUGGAGGCCACCAUGCCGGUUCUCAAGACUCGACGCAAGCUUACCUCCAAGGACACCGGGAUGCCUGAGGCCUGGCGUGUGAUGAUGUCUCUGAAGUCUGGCCUGCUGGCGGAGAGCACAUGGGCUCUCGACACUAUCAACAUACUGCUGUAUGAUGACAGCACCGUGACCUCCUUUAACCUCUCACAGUUGCCUGGCUUCCUUGAGCUCAUUGUGGAACACUUCCGUCGUUGCCUGAUUGAGAUCUUUGGCAUCCUGGAAGAGUUUGAGGUGGGGACUGUGGCUAAUAAAAAUCUUUCGGAUAUUCCGUCUAAGCGGGAAAACAAAUCCAUCACUGACCCGGAUACAGAUUCUUCUGCUGAAGCGGAGUCUGACUCUUCUCCGGCAGCAGAGGUGCAUGUGGAGGACGCUUUGCCCAUCACUGCCGACCCAGUGUCAGCUGAGGUGAAUGGUGUGAAGGGGGAGCCUGAGGUGAGCAUAAAGGAGGACAGGGAUGAAGAAGACGCAAAGGAAGAAGUGGAGAGUAAAAAGGAAUCUGUGGAGCAGCCUGUCACAGAGUUAGAACCUAAACCCAAACAAGCCAGCAAGUACGAUAAGCUCCCCAUCAAGAUCGUCCACAAAGACGAGUUGGCUGAAGACAUAACAGAGGGCUUAGGUUAUAUCACGGAGUUCACAAGUGGGCUGCUGCAUUGGCAAGCUGGUGGCGGUGAUUCUACCGCACACAUUCAGACACACUUUGAACCCCGAACCGAAGCGCUUACCACGGUAGAUCCGAAAAUAAGGAAGCAGAACAAGAUGAACGAAGGCAGACAGAAAGAACCGCUGAAACGUAUCACUGCUACAAUUGAUGACGUCUUGUGUGCUCGGGUCGAUGCCCUGUCCUACGCCCAUCCGGCUCGCUCCUUGCCCUCCUACCCCUUCAGGGUGCACUCAGAUGGGGAACAGGACCACAUCACCCUGCUGGAGGAUGAGCCCCGCUGCCUGGACGAGGCGCCCCUCUCCACAGUGUCCGCGUGGCAGGACGCGCUGUCCAAGCGGUGCCUCUGCGUCUCCAACAUCGUUCGGAGCCUGUCCUUUAUACCAAGGAAUGACUUGGAAAUGUCGCGCCACCCUGCGCUCGUUCUUCUGCUGGGCAGGCUCCUCACGCUGCACCACCAGCACCCAGAGAGAAACAGGUCGCCCCCCAGCUACAAGAGAGGCGAACAGCAGGAGCAGGGGCUGUCAAGUAGCAAGGAGGAGUGGUGGUGGGAGUGUCUGGGUCUGCUCAGGGAGAACGCCAUGGUCACGUUGGCCAACAUCUCCGGCCAACUGGAUCUCUCACCCUACCCAGACACUAUCUGCCUCCCCAUCCUGGAUGGCCUUCUCCACUGGAUGGUAUGCCCUUCGGCUGAAGCCCAGGACCCCUUCCCAUCAGCGCCCCCACAUUCCCAGCUCACUCCCCAGAGGCUGGUGCUGGAGUGCCUCUGCAAGCUGAGCAUCCAGGACGGCAACGUGGACCUGCUGCUGGCCACGCCGCCCUUCAGUCGCCAGGAGAAACUCUUCACCGUGCUGGUGCGUUACGUUGGUCAGAGGAAGGCCCAGGUGUACAGGGAGAUGGCGGUGGCCGUCCUCUCGCACCUGGCGCAAGGCGACCCCACGGCGGCGCGCGCCAUCGCCAUGCAGAAGAGCAGCGUGGCUAAUUUGGUAGGCUUCUUGGAGGACGGCGUCAGCAUGGCACAGUACCAGCAGAACCCUCACAGCUUGCUGCACAUGGGGCACCCGCCCAUGGACCCGCCGAGCAUAAACAUGAUGUGCCGAGCAGCCAAGGGCCUGUUGGCCAUGGCUAAGGUGGAGGAGAACAAGACAGAGUUUGUGCUGUACGAAAGCCGGCUAUUAGACAUCUCCAUUUCCUCUGUGCUCAACACAGGGGUGGUGGCCAUUAUUUGCCAAGUUCUCUUCCACUUAGGGAAAUUAUGACAGGAGGAGAGGCAGGACUCACACAGCAAACACUAAGGUGGACAAGAUAUUUUUUAUUUAUCAAAAAGACAAAAGACGGUUGUUUUUUUAAAAGAAAUAUCCACAUAAACAAAAUAUCUAUAUAUGUAUAGCUUGUGAGUCCUUCGAAACCAGUGGGUUUGACGUUUGAAAGCUCAUUUUAAUACAGAUGUUUAAUACCUGCUGGUGUCGGAUUGCUAUGUUUGAUAUUCUGUUCGGCAUUUGUUUUAGGUUCGUUUACGUUCUUCAGCCAAAGCUGCCACCAGAGUUUGGUGCUUGAUUACGUGGUUCCUUUUGAGUUGACAAGUCGUUGAGGUGUUUUUCAGUUUUAUAAGUGCUUAUAUACUCAUCGACAUUUUGUUAAUGGAGAGUAUUUAUUUAAAAUGUGACACUGUACAGUAGUUUGAACUUUUUUGCCAACAGCUGUGGGUGGGGGUGGGAGGGAGGGAGGGAGGGAGAAAACACUGACUUUUUAAACUGAAACGUAUAUGUCUCCAUCGCUGGAAGAUAACAAUAGUGCAAUAGGACUUAGGGGAAUUCGUCCCUUUCCAGAACAAGAUGUAAAUGUUUGAGGACAGUUGCAGUGUGUGCUUUAGGCCACGAGGGGGCAGCAUUGUACCAGCCAAUCAACAUGCGACAACAGCGCCUGUCAACAGAAACAUCUAAUUGAACCACUUUCACAGAUGAACUUUGUGUUUCCUAGGCACUUGUGUUAUGUCUGUAUUUUUUCAUUAAUGUGUAUAUAAACCGUUGUACAAUGGUGUUGUACACAUGAUUCCCUUGGUCUCAGUCACGCAUAGCAACAGAUGGGACACUUGGACUAUUACAACAAAUGCUUUUAUUGUUGGUAAAGUUUGUUAUUGUUAUUACACAUAUUUUGUUAAUGGGGUCAAAUAUUUGAACAUGGCAGAUGUAACUGAUGUUUCAAUGUAAAAACUCCCUGUAUGCAUUGUAUUAUAGCUGAAAAAACAAUCGCUUUGGUAAUCGAACAUGGAAUGGCUGGGAUGAGCUACGUCUUUGUUACAUAAGAGAACUGAACACAUUUCUGUUUGUUACUGUCCUCCAUUCAUGUCAAUGGGCAUAUUUUCGAGACUCGAUAACACUCUUAAAGAAAACAUCUGAAAGCAUUCUUCAAAAUGUCCUAAUAGCUCAUUGUAAAAUUAGCCUUUUUUCAUAUGUCUCUCUUUUAUUCAGUAUACACAUUUAUAUUCUGUGCUGCACAUGUCACAAAUAAAUGUACGAUGAACAUCGUUAAGCACCGGAGACGUCGCAUUAUGUCCAGACAAUCUUAGGCCAAUAAAACAAACAUCAGCUGCUUUAA
Molecule: messenger RNA, 8771 nt
Organism: Betta splendens (Siamese fighting fish)
Lineage: Eukaryota; Metazoa; Chordata; Actinopteri; Anabantiformes; Osphronemidae
Product: AT-rich interactive domain-containing protein 1B-like
Exons: 22
Coding region: 653-7432 (2259 amino acids)
Biological process (GO): regulation of transcription by RNA polymerase II; positive regulation of DNA-templated transcription; chromatin remodeling
Cellular component (GO): brahma complex; nBAF complex; SWI/SNF complex
Molecular function (GO): DNA binding; nucleosome binding
Source: RefSeq, a predicted model, not a curated record